AUGUCCAUUCGUGCUCCUCCUGUACAAGUUCGUGGUGAUGGAUUUGGUCUAGAUGCUGAACUUGCACGUAAAGCUGCUGAACGUUAUAAUCACAAUAUGGAAAAUGAAGCGCGUGCGUGGCUUGAGACGAUUUCCGAGAUGCAAAUAGGUGAUGACUUUGGUGAAGGUCUACGUGACGGUAUUAUUCUUUGUACAGUUGCAAAUAAGAUUCAAUUGAAUAUCAUUAAGCGUAUAGAGACUAAAUCAAAGAUGCCGUUUAAGCUCAUGGAGAACGUAUCAGCUUUUAUUAAAGCCUGUCGCGUCAUGGGUGUUAAUGAAUUUGACCUGUUUGAGACUGUCGAUCUAUUCGAGCUGAAGGACUUGGGCAACGUGGUACGUUGUAUCUUUGCACUGGGUCGUGCUGUACAACGCAACUAUCCAGAGUUUAAAGGACCUACUUUGGGCGUUAAGGAAAGCUGCAAAAAUCGACGUUCUUUCACGUCAGAUCAGCUUGCUGAUGGUAAGAAUAUCCCCGCACAGCAGACACUCGGUAGUUUUCGCACGAUGAAGCGACAGACGUCUUCGUAUACGAACAAUGUCAUGCUCGGAGCUGACGCGGCUCAGAGCGCAUACCGAGCGCCUCCUCCUCCACCACCCCCUUCGGCUGAGAAAAUUGAGCAGUUGACUCAGUUUCGCAAGGCAGAUCACUUAGUGCUGCUAGGAUCUAAGCCUGAGGAAAGAGCAUCGCCUUUUAGGCUUGUACCAACGAAGGAGGAAAUUGCGACGACGGUGGCAGAGCUUUCGGAUGAGGUGGACAAGACGUCGUUGAGUGACAAGAAAGUCGUGUCGUCACUUUUUGGGUUGAAGAGCGUAGCUACUAAUUUUGGUCCUACAGCUGAGGAGGAGGCGCAACAAUGGAUUGAGGCAGUACUUGGAGAAAAAUUUCUAGCAAGCUUUGCCGACAGCUUGAAGGACGGCGUGAUGUUAUGUACAUUAAUGAACAAGAUUAAGCCAGGAUUCAUCCCGCACAUUCAAACGUCGUCAAUGCCGUUUAAGCAGAUGGAGAAUGUUAGUAACUUUGUUCGUGCAUGCCGUAGCAUUGGCGUUGCAGAGUUUGAUCUGUUUGAGACGGUGGACAUAUAUAACCAAAAAAAUAUUGGACAAGUUGUGCAGUGUAUCCACGCACUGGGCCGUACAAUUCAAAAGACCAUGCCUGAGUACAAUGGCCCUACUCUUGGUGUCAAGGAGUCUACCGUGAAUUUGCGUCAGUUCACUGAUGCUCAACGACGUGAGGCUGCUGCAGCUGUGCCAGUGCUGGCACAUGGCAGUCAGUCUGUUAUGGAGCGACGUCCAUUUGAUCAUUCCGCAUCGAUUACAUUCCGGUACGACGCAGCUGCCGCCGCUAUCGCUGCUGCUGACAAGCUAAGCACUGAAAAGACACUGGCGACGCCGGAAAAGCCUGAUACGGUUGAGCAUGACGCUCAGUCGGCAACGUUUGUUCAACCUCAGCCUGCGAACAUUCAAGCUGACGCCAUGCCGGCUCCUGAAGUAGAGAAUACGGAAUUAGAGGUUACGCCUGUGGCUGAGACGGAGAAUGAGAAGGAAGAACCAGAAAAGCUGCAGGGGCCAAGCCGGCUAGCGCAGCGAGUUGCAUUCCUCAAUGCGGCAAGCAGCGGAAGCGCUGCAAAGUCGCACCUACCUAUCGGGGGCUCGACUACAGCACUUCCGACCCGUACUGUGUGGAGCUAA
Messenger RNA from Peronospora belbahrii, 1728 nucleotides. Lineage: Eukaryota; Oomycota; Peronosporomycetes; Peronosporales; Peronosporaceae. The record is from the annotation of a GenBank genome assembly.